AUCUAUCCAUCCGGUGGUUAGCAGUUAGUCAUCAAAGCGUCUUGGUGCAACGACGUGGGCGCCGACGAGUUCUCAAAGGGCUUUAAAAAGCAGGUAGCUGACACAAUUUUGGGCAGCUUUCAAAGCCCUCUUGCUUCGUCUGCGGCCAUUGCGCAUGCGCGUUCCUCAACUCCUUAAAUACCCCAAGUCAUCUGUGGCCGCAGCAAAAACAUUCCGCCGUCCGCCGAUUCGACACGAUCAGGCGUGCAGGACGAAAGGCGGCCCUUGACAUAGUUCGAAAAAAACGGUGUUUAUUUCUCACUAAGUCCUAUCCUGACACGGAGUCGUAAAAGGGUGAAAACUCCGAGAGACAGAGAGAGGGGAAGCGGACAGGGAGGAAAACAAAGAUGGCUGUGUGAGCCCGAGAGACGAGCCAACAACAACAACAACAAGCGUCCGCGGACGGGGAAAGACAUUUUGGGCCGCCGGAGCGGACACGCCGGACCUUGGGGUAGCCGAACCGAGCCGUUUGAUGGGAGAGAGCUCCCCCCGCCCUCCUUGAAAACAGCUGAGUUGUUUUUGUUCUGGCUGCCAACCCCCCACUACCGGAGCGCCGUGCUCCGGGCUCGGUGUCAACUAACUAGCCGCACCGUAAGUCCUCCCCAGUGGGUGACAUUUUGUCUUCACCUCGGUUGUGGCUUGCAUAAGACUUUUGAAAAUUACCCCUAAACAUAACAAGUGCGUUAGCAUUACACCGUAGUGUGAGGCCGCGUGUUAGCAGCCGACUAGCGAGCUAGCUGUCAAUUAGCUUCGAAGCUAACCCACCACUUAAAAUAGAAGCAAAGUCAUCUGUGGUGGAGGUGGGGAAGUACGUAGCAAGUUCUAGAACAAUUCGAAUGUCUGCCAUGGAAGACGAUGACUUGAUGUCCGCGCCCGGUGGCUCGUCGGCAGCAGUGGUGGCGGGGGCGGCCGAUGUAGCUGUGGCCGGGGCAGGGGCCGGGCUCGUCGGGCAGGAGGAGGUCGGCAUUCGGCCCGAGGCGGACUCGGACGAGCCGCCCAAGAAGAAGACCAAAGUGCCCGAGGCGGAGUCCGGCAAACUGGAGGAGAGACUGUACUCUGUGCUGUGCUGCACCGUGUGCCUAGACUUGCCCAAGGCGUCUGUGUAUCAGUGUACCAACGGUCACUUGAUGUGCGCGGGCUGCUUCAUUCACCUGCUGGCUGACUCUCGCCUCAAGGAGGAGCAGGCCACGUGUCCCAACUGCAGGUGCGAGAUCAGCAAGAACCUUUGCUGCAGGAACCUGGCGGUGGAGAAGGCGGUCAGCGAGCUGCCCACAGAGUGCACAUUCUGCCUUAAACAGUUUCCACGGUCCAGCCUGGAGAGACACCAGAAGGACGAGUGCCAGGAUAGGGUGACGGUGUGCAAAUACAAGCGCAUCGGGUGCCCUUGGCAGGGGCCCUUCCACGAGAUGCCGGCCCACGAGGGCGAGUGCUCGCAUCCCACCAAGACGGGCGCGGAGCUGAUGGGCAUCCUGGGCGAGAUGGACCAGAGCCACCGCAGGGACAUGCAGCUCUACAACAGCAUCUUCAGCCUCCUCUGCUACGAGAAGAUCGGCUUCACCGAGGUGCAGUUCAGGCCGUACCGCACGGACGACUUCAUCACGCGCUUGUACUACGAGACGCCGCGCUUCACCGUGCUCAACCAGACGUGGGUGCUGAAGGCGCGAGUCAACGACUCGGAGCGCAACCCCAACUUGUCGUGCAAGCGCACGCUCUCCUUCCAGCUCAUCCUCAAGAGCAAGGUGAACUCAGCGCUGGAGUGCUCCUUCCUGCUGCUGAAGGGCCCGUACGACGACGUGCGCAUCAAGCCGGUCAUCCAUCACUACGCUUUCAGCAAUGACGACAGCGAGACCGACUACGUGCUGCUGCCCAUCUGCGACUCUGUUGAGUGCAACAAACUGCUCGCCGCCAAAAACAUCAACCUGCGCCUCUUCAUAUUCCAGGUCCAAAAGUAACGACACAGACGACAACCACCGCGAUGAGGAGCGACAGACAGACAGACGCCACUCAACCACUGAUACCUCUUAAUACUCACGCACGCCCAAAACACACACACACACACAUACACACUACUAAUCCAUUUACCUCCUACAACACAAGUGAGGAGACCCCCUCUGGAAACUCAAUUGAAUUGGGGGGGAGGGGCGUUCGUGGUCCUGAGGUGGUCAGUGUGUAGCACUUGGACACCCCGCACACCCAAGAGCCAAAAGUAGCACACAUGCGCACUACAGCAAACAUGCGCGCCCGUGCGCGCGCAUGUGUGUGUGUGUGUGCGCACGCGUGUUGUCUAAAUGUGAAAACGAGUGUUGACUCGACUGAGCUGUGACGUGUGAUUGGGUGUGUGCGUGCGUGACUGCCUAUUUUAUUUAUAUUUAACCACACCGUUUAACACUUUAAAAAGAAGAAUGUUUUCAUUGCUUUUGAGGCCUCCCAUAUUUUGUGUGUGACAAUAACUUUUCAAGUUUCUCCAGAUAAACAAAUCGUUUUUCUCGCCACAAGUUAAAUCAUUGAAAUACUCUGGGGAGAAAAAAAAGGACCCUACUUUUUUUCCUUAUUUUUUUUGCCAAAUUAAUCAAGUUUGCAAAAUGUCUUUAGGUUAGACAUUUUAAACUCGAUUCUGCUCAAAAUAGUGGCAUGCCAGCAUCUUUUCAAAAGCAUUGAUGACAUUUUGGAGGGUAAAGAACCAAGUGUCACCAAGAAAACAUCCUGACCUGUAUUCAAGAAUUCUGCAACAACCGCCAAAAGCUUUCCUAUCUGUCAAAUUUUCCUCUUGCCACUACCAAAUUUAUCCAUCUAUCCAUUAUUGAAGCCGGUUGAGAUGCUUCUAAAAAUAGCUUAACACGUUUGUUUGUUUUAUUGGUGAGUCAUGCAUGGAAAUAAAAGGCAGCUUUCUCACCUUUGUUCCAAAACGGAUCCUUUUUUUCUUGCCACCAGUUUCAAAUGUUAAAAAAAUAUAUUUUGUUCAUCUGGUACAUUAUUAAGGGUCACUAGUACCAUGAAAAAAAACAUCAAAAUGGUUAAAAAAAAUGUUCUGACGGUCAAUUCAAAAAUAGUUGUUCUUAAAAACAUGUUUAAAAUUUUGUUUGCAUUUUUCUCGGUAGAAGUAUUUCAAUCUGUUAGCAAGUUAUUUGGCUCUCUUCCUGUUGGAUAUUUUUAUUCACCCGUUUUCUCACAAGUAAUUUCAUGUUUGAAUUUUGCUUAAUAAUGGUGGCAUGUUGAAAAGGAUUUUGUGCAUCUGCUACAUGUUUUUUCCACUGUAAAGUUUGUUUAUUAAAAAAAAAGUUUUAAAAAAUGUAUGUUUUAACAACCCGAGUGUGUGUGCAUGUGUUUGUGUGUGACUGAAGGGAUGUUGCGGGGGUCCUCCACCAAAAAGCCCUUACCCCACUGAGCAGCGAGAACAAUUGCGAGUGUUUUUGAAGGUGGCGAAUGUUGCGUUCACGUCAGCGUUCAUUUCAAUGUUGCAAUUGUUCGCCAGAGACAUUUCCAACCUUGAAGAAAGAAACUGACGUCAAUGUUCAUUUGUCUUCCUCGCCAACACUAGGAAAUGUUCCCCCCUCAGUUGGAUAGGGGCUAAAAGUACGGUACAUUGGACUUUCAUGAAGGAGCAGAUGUUACGUGAAUAGAAUCUACUGUAAAGCAGAUAGAAGAUGUCUCCUGACCUCUGCUGUAUUUUUUUGGGGAGGGGGUGUUUUCAUAAAGACAAAAAAAAGGCUGUGGACUUGCUCAUCUCACUCUGGCUGUACAUGUGCCUUUUAUUAUUAUGAUUAAUAUUAAAGCUCAUCAACCUG
Hippocampus zosterae (dwarf seahorse) is the source of this 3824-nucleotide messenger RNA. RefSeq names its product zinc finger TRAF-type containing 1 (gene zftraf1). Gene Ontology annotation, molecular function: zinc ion binding. Gene Ontology annotation, cellular component: nucleus. The record is from RefSeq and is a predicted model, not a curated record. The transcript has 6 exons. Bases 876 to 1991 code for a protein of 371 amino acids. NCBI's taxonomy places the organism in Eukaryota, Metazoa, Chordata, Actinopteri, Syngnathiformes, Syngnathidae.